This is a messenger RNA of Didymodactylos carnosus, 393 nucleotides long. The record is from the annotation of a GenBank genome assembly. Lineage: Eukaryota; Metazoa; Rotifera; Eurotatoria; Philodinida; Philodinidae.
AUGACGACUGGACUACAAGCAACUACCACUGCAAAUCAUGGAUUUGAAACUGAAAUCUGUCGACGCCAAUUAAAACCUAGGACAAGUACUACAAGUAUUUAUAGUGAUUGUGAUUCAGUAACUUGGCCCAGUAAACAUCGUUAUGUAAAUAAACAAAAAAUAUUAGAGAAAAUACCGCUAAUGGUAUUUUGGCCAAGGAGAACUAAAUCAACAUCAAUCUAUGCAAUUCAGACCCCUCCGUCUUCAAAUCCUAUUGAAACCUCGAUUCAGCACGUCAGAAAUACUAUUCAACCAAUGCUUUGGGAAGAAAGAACAAAAUAUUUAGUGCGACAACGAUCAAUGCCAUUGUUUCAAAUCAUCGAUGAAUAUGAUGAAAUCAAACGUUUUAGUUGA